AGCUGACUUGUUCUGGAACAUGACAGCAAGUGCUCAGUCAUAGCAGCUCUUCGACAGGCUGACACACACUGCAGUGCUAAUAGAGGAGCAUUACUGGAAUGUUCCGGGGCAGCAUAUAAAAGCUUCAGGUCUUGUUCACUGGGACAGAAGCACAGAAGAACUCGACCAGCUCAACACAGCACCACGAAAAUCCACCAAAGAUGCUUUGCCCAAGCACUUUUCAGCCUCACCUCAGCCCAUUCAUGGACUUCCACUGGCCAGUGCGCAGUCUGUGGCCAGAGACCAGACCUCUGUUCUUUCAGAUCGAGAAAGAAAUGAUGAGACACAUGCAGGAGAUGAGGCACAACCUGGAGUUCAUGGAACGCCUGCACCAAAGGAUUUUCGACGAGAUUGACCAUGUUUCACCCAUGACGACUUUCAAACCCAUCUCAUUCCAGCUCGGAAAGGAAGGAAGCCAAUAUGCACUGACACUAGAUACAAAGGAUUUCACUCCGGAGGAGCUGUCUGUCAAACAAGUGGGCAGGAAGUUGCGGGUGAGCGGCAAGACAGAGAAGAAGCAAGACGACGGGAAAGGAUCGUUCUCGUUCAGAUGCCAAGAAUUCAGGCAGGAGUUUGACCUUCCUGAAGGUGUGAAUCCUGAGAUGGUGACCUGCUCUUUAAAUAAUGGCCAGCUACAGAUACAAGCACCCAAAGAAGCCAAUGCUGUGAGCAACGAGAGAGUGAUUCCCAUUACAUACACUCCUGCUGUGAAAAGUCCUGUUCCUCAGAGCCCUCAACCUGAGAGCCAAGGAGCUGAGGCAGAGGCUACAGAUAAUUGAGCUUUGCCUCUAUAUAUCGCACAAUGGAACAAAAUGACAUUCAUUUACAGCUUGAACUUACAAAA
Molecule: messenger RNA, 883 nt
Organism: Sinocyclocheilus rhinocerous
Lineage: Eukaryota; Metazoa; Chordata; Actinopteri; Cypriniformes; Cyprinidae
Gene: hspb9l
Product: heat shock protein, alpha-crystallin-related, b9-like
Exons: 1
Coding region: 201-818 (205 amino acids)
Biological process (GO): protein refolding; response to heat
Cellular component (GO): nucleus; cytoplasm
Source: RefSeq, a predicted model, not a curated record